GCUCGCCGCCUGCGCCGCCCCCUCCCGCGCAUGCGCGGGCCCGCCCAACCGUCCCUGCGCGGCGCAGUUUGAACCCGUGAGGGGAGCGCGGCCGCCAUGGACAGGCGGCUCUCCCGCAUCCCCGUGCACACCCGGCUCCACCGCCCCGAGCCGUCCGCAGAAUUGCAAAUGAAUUUUCCUUCAAAGAGAAAAUGUGUCAGCAAAACAUCAGAGCCAGAGCUCAGCGCGGUUCCCAGUCUUCACUUUGCCUCAAACGUUCCAGCAGACAGUGUCUUCAAGCCUGCAAACCAAGGGUUGCCUAAGUCUGAGAAGAGAGUGGAACCAGUUUCAAAGAAGACAGUGGCCAGACGCCCUCUCAGCAGAUACCAACUAGAAGCAGAGCUGAAAAACAAGAAUCAGUUGGUGGAAACACUCAAACAACAACUAGCAAGAGGAGAGGGCACUCUCAAGUCAAGGGAGUUAAAGAAGGAGAACGAGAGGUUGGUCCAUGAAGUUGAGAAGCUCAAGAAAAUUCAGGAGACUUGCAUGACAAUUUUAGAAAGCAGAAACAUCAAUCCUGGUAGCCACAUAGAGGAGGAAGAAGAGACGCGUGCUUGCCGGGAAAAGACAACAAUGCUAACUAAGAAGGUCACGGAAGAAUUGAUGCUAUUUUGUCACAGAGUUGCAAAAGAGAAGGAGAUGCUUGAGACAGCCAUGGCCAGGUGGAAAUCAGCACAAGAGGAGAGCCAGCAUGCCCUGGAGAAGCACUCCUACUUCCAAGCUCAAAUUAAGGAAUGGAAAGCCGUACUUGAAGCGCUGGGGAAGCUCCUGGCAAUGUGAGGCACGAGGAUGGACUGGGACUUGUG
Messenger RNA from Motacilla alba alba, 845 nucleotides. RefSeq names its product kinetochore localized astrin (SPAG5) binding protein (gene KNSTRN). The record is from RefSeq and is a predicted model, not a curated record. Gene Ontology annotation, biological process: spindle organization; regulation of attachment of spindle microtubules to kinetochore; mitotic sister chromatid segregation. Gene Ontology annotation, cellular component: kinetochore; microtubule plus-end; mitotic spindle. The transcript has 8 exons. NCBI's taxonomy places the organism in Eukaryota, Metazoa, Chordata, Aves, Passeriformes, Motacillidae. Bases 97 to 819 code for a protein of 240 amino acids.